CAAACUGAAGCAUAAAUGAACAUCAACGGUAAGUUGCACCAAGGAGCAAUCAGAAUCUUCUUCUUCCAAAAUCAGCAUAUUCUUUUCCUUCAAUGACUUUAUGCUGAUUGACUGACGACUCAUCAUCAACCCACAAUUCCACCUCUUCUGUUUCUUCUUUAUUAAUUCCAAGAUUAUAAUCACAUAGAAUGCUCAUCUGAUCCAUCAAAAUGAGUUCCAAAAAAUCCAGUCUAGUUCCGAUAACCAGAGCUUUCCUUUCCUCAUACUACGAUAAACACCCGUUUUCCCCCAUUUCGGACGAUGUAUCUCGCCUUUCUCAACAACUCCGCAGCUUGUCUGCCGGUCUGCAGCAGGAUGCUACUGUUCCGCUCCCUCAAGGAGAAAGAUAUUUGGUACAAGAAGUUGAUUCGCAGCCACCACAUAAAAUCGACGAGAAUAUGUGGAAAAACCGAGAGCAUAUUGAAGAAAUUAUUUUCUUGCUAGAAACCUCUCACUGGCCAAAACUUCUUCAACAACAGUCUACAACUGAAGAUAUCGAACUUGCUCGGCUUCUUAAACAGCUAAGAGAAAAAUGUGGACGCAUAUUGGAGAUUGUUGAGUCAUUCCAGUCCAAGAAUGCAGAAAACGUGUUUAACACAGUCAUGACCUAUAUGCCCCAAGACUUCAGAGGUACAUUGAUUAGAAAGCAAAGAGAGCGGUCAGAGAAGAAUAAAAAAGCGCAAGUGGAUGCUUUAGUAAGUGCUGGUGGAAGCAUACGCGAUCGUUAUGCUCUGCUAUGGCAACAGCAAAUGGAACGGAGACGGCAGUUAGCUCAGCUUGGUUCUGCUGGAGGUGUGUAUAAGACAGUUGUGAAAUACUUAGUAGGUGUCCCGCAGGUUCUACUGGAUUUUGUUCGCCAAAUAAAUGACGAUCAAGGACCGAUGGAGGAACAAAGGCAUCGCUAUGGACUACCUAUGUAUGCUCUCACAAAGUUGGUGCUUAAUAUUCACCUUUUUCUCUCUUUGUCAUGGUGGCGCUUUCAAGAUAUUAAACUACAGAAGCAUCAGUUAUCUAUCUUAGAAGAAGCAGUUAAUGUCUAUAUAUCUGAAUUGGCAAGAUUCCUCAAUUUCACCGGGGAAGUGUUUGCAAAUUCUCCUUUCUUUGUGACAGUAGAAGAAGCCGGUGCAAUAGAAGCAAAUAAAAAUGAUGAUUAUAAAGAAGCAAGUGUCCCAGCUGGGACAACUUAUGAGGUCUCACUGGAGGUUGACUCGGUAAACUCAUACGUUGCUUGGGAUUUUUCCAUAGCACAAGGGAAAAUUAGCAUGGACAUUGGAUUCAGCAUUGAGUACACAAAUUCAUCUGGGCGUAAAACACUGAUCUUGCCUUACCGGAGGUAUGAUUCUGACCAAGGUAACUUCUGCACAAUCUCGGCUGGCAACUACAAACUCAUUUGGGAUAAUUCAUUUUCGACAUUCUUCAAAAAGGCCCUCCGCUACAAGGUGGACUGUAUACCGCCAGUUGUGGAACCUGAUGCGGAAGAAAGAGGCACAUUGUGAUACGUCAUUGCCAGAAAAUGUGCAUGUGCUUGUAGAGGUUAUAUAAACCAUGGAUUUAUACAUAGAAGUAUUUUUCCAGAUUUUGACUAUGCAAAUAGUCAUCAAAAAAUGUUAUUUGGUUAAUUGUAACUCUAAUCACUUGCCUUUUAUAUGAGGUUUAACUAUCAAGAUUGUAAAUGAUUGUAAGUUGUCAUUGAAGAAUAUCAUUGUUUCAAAUAAUACGAUAGAUAUGUUUACCAGGA
This is a messenger RNA of Helianthus annuus (common sunflower), 1777 nucleotides long. RefSeq lists its product as uncharacterized. The coding region runs from base 210 to 1535 and encodes 441 amino acids. The record is from RefSeq and is a predicted model, not a curated record. The transcript has 14 exons. Lineage: Eukaryota; Viridiplantae; Streptophyta; Magnoliopsida; Asterales; Asteraceae.